AUGAUGCACAGUAAUAGGUGCAAUGGCGGUUCUCAUGGAAACAUGGCUGGGCCAUGUUCAUGUGGCAUGUUCCACACUCAUCAAGCCAAUUUCUUCUCCAUGCUCUUCUCUAUGCCUAACCAUCACAAUAAACCCUUUGAUGAAACUGCUAAAAUGUAUUCCUUCGCAUCAUCUCCACCGUCUUCCUCUGUUGAUUGCACUCUUUCCUUGGGCACUCCUUCUACUCAUCUAACCAAUAAUGACAUCGAAAAAAGACGCUCUUCUUACAUGUCUAACUUCUGUUGGGAUAUUUUACAGGCCAAACAUUCGUCCCACAAAAGUAGCCGGGCAAACAGUCACACCAACUCCAGUUAUGGUGGGUACUGCUUCAACGGAAAAUGUUCAUAUAUCGUUCUUGAAGGAGGGUGGGACAAGUUCUUCAGCACCGGUAUCUGA
Coffea arabica (coffee) is the source of this 435-nucleotide messenger RNA. Its product is annotated as GATA transcription factor 18-like. NCBI's taxonomy places the organism in Eukaryota, Viridiplantae, Streptophyta, Magnoliopsida, Gentianales, Rubiaceae. The record is from RefSeq and is a predicted model, not a curated record.